This is a messenger RNA of Labrus mixtus (cuckoo wrasse), 10061 nucleotides long. RefSeq names its product nuclear factor I/C (gene nfic). NCBI's taxonomy places the organism in Eukaryota, Metazoa, Chordata, Actinopteri, Labriformes, Labridae. The transcript is spliced from 13 exons. Gene Ontology annotation, molecular function: RNA polymerase II cis-regulatory region sequence-specific DNA binding; DNA-binding transcription factor activity, RNA polymerase II-specific. Gene Ontology annotation, cellular component: nucleus. Gene Ontology annotation, biological process: regulation of transcription by RNA polymerase II. The record is from RefSeq and is a predicted model, not a curated record. The coding region runs from base 510 to 2045 and encodes 511 amino acids.
GUGUGUGUGUUUUAAGAGGCUGAUCCUCACAUGAACUGAAAACAUGAGCUGCUGUGGCUUUAAGCCCGCCGUUUGGGAUGGGCUGAAGUCAUAACGUCAUAUCAACUCUCUGUCUUUUAUUCUUCGCCCCCUCAUCCCCCCGUCCCUCUCCUAAUGGCACAGUUCUCCGUGCUGCGUUACACCUCCUCCGGCCAUAUUUUCCUAGAAUGAUUAUGCCGAACUUUCUCCGUGUUUUUCUCUCCACGGGGCAUUAUUCCGGGUCCUGAAGUUUCCUGCGGUGUCAUCAUUUCUGGAGUUAAAGCGACCAGAGCCUUCAUAUCUGGAUUCUUUAAAAAAAAAAAAAAAAACAUACUGUACACAGGCCAGGAAGUGCUGCGUUUUCUCUGCCCGGAGGUGCAGCUGCUUUACUGAAUCAGCGAGGAAGAAGGAAAAGAAGAAGGAGACUGGCAAAGCAAAUGAGGACGCGAUGGAAAUGUAAAAAGGGCAUAUCCUGAUCCCCUGUCAACAAAAUGAUGUUUCCUCCUCUCUCUCUGAGUCAGGACGAGUUUCAUCCGUUCAUUGAAGCGCUGCUACCCCAAGUCCGUGCCUUCGCCUACACAUGGUUCAACCUCCAAGCCAGGAAAAGGAAGUACUUUAAGAAACAUGAGAAAAGGAUGACUAAAGAAGAAGAGAGAGCGGUCAAAGAUGAACUGCUGGGAGAGAAGGCAGAGGUGAAACAGAAGUGGGCUAGUCGUCUCUUGGCCAAGCUAAGAAAGGACAUAAGACCAGAAUUCAGGGAAGACUUUGUCCUGUCAAUCACCGGGAAGAAAGCUGCGUGCUGUGUCCUGUCGAACCCUGACCAAAAAGGCAAAAUGAGACGCAUAGACUGUCUGCGACAAGCUGACAAGGUGUGGAGGUUGGACCUGGUGAUGGUGAUUCUGUUCAAAGGAAUCCCGUUAGAAAGCACAGAUGGAGAGCGGCUGAUGAAGGGAGGCCAGUGCUCCAAUCCAAUACUCUGCGUUCAGCCUCGACACAUCUCUGUCUCUGUCAAGGAGCUGGACCUCUACCUUGCUUACUAUGUACAAGAGAGAGAGGCCGAGCAGAGCAUCAGUAGUCCCAGUCGAACAGGAGUGGGCUCUGAUCAGGAGGACAGUCGAACGGCCACCAUGGACGGUCCAGAGUUCCAGGACAGUUUUGUGACAUCAGGAGUUUUCAGUGUCACUGAGCUGGUCCAGGUCUCAAGAACUCCUGUAGUCACCGGAGUGGGACCCAGUUUCUCCAUGGGGGAGCUCCAGGGUCAUCUGGCAUACGACCUUAACCAGUCUGUCAACCAGCCAUUAACCCUCAGACGAUCAUUGGCCAGCACCUCAUCCAGCGGGAGUAAGCGUCACAAGUCUGGCUCUAUGGAAGAAGAGGCCGACAGUCCAGGAGGGGAGUAUUACCACUCACCGUCCUCUCCUGCCAGCAGCUCCAGGAACUGGACUGAUGACAUGGAAGGAGGUCUGUCUCCACCUGUAAAGAAAACAGAGAUGGACAGUCCCUCACCUCAAGAAGACUCACCCAGGAUGGGCUCUUUCACUCAGCACCACCGGCCGGUCAUAGCUGUUCACAGUGGUCUGUCUCGGAGUCCCCACCCCUCCUCAUCUCUUCAUUUCCCGUCCUCCUCCUACUUCCCCCAUGGAGCAAUCCGCUAUCCCCCUCACCUGGCCCAGGAUCCCCUCAAAGACCUGGUCUCAUUGGCCUGCGACCCAGCCAAUCAAACCUCCAGCUCACUGAACGGCAGCAACCAGGUGAAAGUGUCCAGUCACUACAUCUCCUCUCAGAUGUUGGCGCCUCCUGGAACAGCAUCCUCCCUGGCUCCGCCUCCAUCCUCCCUCCCUCGGCCGACGCUGCCUGCAGAGUCGAAGGCCUCUACCACCUCCUCUGAUGGGGGGGCACAUUCCCCCACAUCACCAACAUACUCGGCCCCUGGUACCCCCCCUGCCAACCGUACCUCCUUCGUUGGAGUCACUUCUCGAGACCCGGGUGGACUCUACCAAACCCAGUCUUGGUAUCUGGGGAACUGAGUGACCUCUGGAGGAAAGGUGAUCACCAUGACAUUUCAGUGCUGGAGGAAAGGAAACAAUACUGUCAAGACAUGGCCAGAGGGAAAAUAUAUUCAGCUUUAUAGAAGCCUGACACGUGGCCAUACACACAUCUAAAUAUACAGAGUCAUAUGUUUAUGUGUGUGUAUGCACCAAGAAGAAGAGCCAGCCUGGAUGGAUGCUGCUUCCUCUCAGCCAUAUCCCAGAAUGAACUACGCCAUGUGACGCUGAAUGGCUCUCAAGAAUGGCGAGUGAUGUGAGCUGGGAUUUUGAAGCGAUGCAGAUUUCUGUUUUGUUCAGAUGAACUGCAGAACCAGAACUCUACAGAUCUUAAGAAGCCUGGACCCUGACCCCAGGAUGAGGCCUGUUAUUCCUGCAUCCUGGGUCUCUUCACUACAUCUAGUAUAAGACCUCCUUCCUGGGACAGGUGUAGACCUCACCCCCCCUCAACACCCAGAAUGCCCCUCUCCGCUGCAGGUGCUGCUUAUAAUAUAUGCAAAUAAGCCUCCCUUUCUUCCGGACUGACUAGAGAGAGAUAUCCUCCUAUUAUUAUCUUGUUUUUCUUUGCACCUUUUGAUACGUUGUUGAAGAAAAUUGAGGGUUAGAGCAACAUAUUAUUUUUGAUCUUCUCUUUAAUGACAGGGGCUUCUUCUUUUUAGUGACAAUCAUCCACCAUCAUUUCGCUCUGCUCGUCUUCUUAGGGCUGUUUCCUUUUUAUGAGAAUACUGUGUAGAAUACAAGAGCUACUCAUGUCUCCUCCUGGGACAAUGCUUCACUUCAGUGAGAACAGGUCCAGUGGUAUCAGGAAGGCAGAGGAGACUGACUUCUCCCUUCAGAUACCAUUCAGUUUGUAACACAGAGACAUAGAAACACUCAGUUGAUCUGAGAGAAGGCAAAGACACAUGGAAACCUGCAGCCAGCAGCACCGAGGAGCUGUUGAGCUGUGUGUGUGUGUGUGUGUGUGUGUGUGUGUGUGUGUGUGUGUGUGUGUGUGUGUGUGUGUGUGUGUGUGUGUGUGUGUGUGUGUGUGAAUGUAUAUCAUCCCUGCUUUAUUUGGAGGAGACAUUGUGAGGAGAUUGUUUGUUGUUGAAGGUUUUGACUUGAUAUCAGGGAUGUAGAAAGAGAGACGUUGCACUAUGCUUAAAGUGAGAAAGUGAUGCAGCUUGUCAGCUGGCAGGCUGUGUUGUUCUUUUUCUUGAAGUUGUUGAUUUCUGAUAGUAGGUGAUGUGAAUACUGAUCUGACGGUGUUCUGUAAGGUUCUGCACCGUGUAGCUCAACCCCCCCUCCAGAGUCUGUAGAGGAACGGGGGGGGGGGGGGGGUGAUCAGGCAGCUGGGGACAGAUACAAACAGAAACAGAAGGAUAUCCACAGUGCUGACCUAAAGGGUUGUUGAUGGUUCACCGCUGACAACAAGCAAGAAGUCGAGCAUUUAAAGAUCUUUUUGUAAGGCCCAGCAAACACAAUAUGUUGUGUAUAAAAAGUGAUUUUUGGAGCCAAAGAAAAGAAAAAGAAAAGAAAAUAAUAUUUUUUAAAUCCUACAUGUUGCAUUUUCACUUUGAUUUGAAGCUUAACAUGAGACAAGUUAAAUGGUAAAUGGACUUUUCUUCUGACUACUCAAAGUAGCAGCAGGAGCAACUUGGGGUUAAGUGUCUUAUCUCUAUCAGACAUGUAGCUGCAGGAGCUGGGGCUUGAACCCUUGAUCUGCCGGUUGAGAGGUGACCCACUCUACCUCCCGAGCUACAGCUGCCCUGAAGUUAAGCAUUUGAUCAAGUCCAAAUCUGAAUUUUCAUCUGCAGAGAUGGCAACAUGUCAAAAGCCAUAUGAUCACAUUCUGGGAGUUUGUAGAUCUCAAAGUGAAACUCAAUGAAUGUGAAGAUGUCAGGAUGAUUACAACUUCCACAUUAACGUGAAGUUCAAAUCAAACUCCAAAUGCAACAGUAGUAAAAGCCUUUGCUCCUUGGCCUUUCAAUGUUUGUGAAACAUCUCUUCAAACAUGAAACGACUGGGUGUGCAUUUCUUCAUCCUCAAUGUUCUGAAGCGUUUGCAUAUUUCUGUGUUGAGGUGAGAUGAGAAAGCACAUUUGACAUUAUUGAACUGGUUUAAAUCUGCAGAACUGCUUUGUUGAUUUGUUCCCCGUGCAAACAGAAGGGUGAAAGUCAAAGGUGUUUUUUUUUCUUCAUCAUGGGAGUCAUUUCUCCUCUCUGCCUGGAAGAAUAAAGUAUAGUAGGAGCCAAUAUCAAUGAAUCAGAUUAAAGCCAUGCUCUCUAAUAUGCCAGUAACCAGGAAUGAAGCAGCGUGGCAUGGCCAAUGAAAAUGCUGAAUUCUUACAUUAGUUUAACUCUUCCCUGUUUUAAAUCAGACAUCUCUCAGAUUUCCUCUGAAGAUGCAGCAGGCUGCAGAAAAAGAUCACAGUUUGUCUUCACCCUUCAUGUUCACAGAGACUCAGUGAGGUCUGAAAUGGGCUACCCAAACACCCAGUACAAUGUACCAGCUCACCAGCUCAGCCAUGUGUGUGGAGAACGAAUGAGUGAUUUUUACUACCACAGCUAAGAUCGGGAAUUCAGAAGGAAAUCUAAUUCAGUCUGAAUUUUUCUGUCAGUGUUUUCUCGGUCGUCUUUUUGUGUUUUACAUUUGAAAGUGAAACAGCUAUGGAAUAUUUCUUGUGUGGAUUAUUUUAAACUUGCAUCAUGUGCUUUUACCUCCUUUAGCAUUAGCACCUGUGUUCCUCUUUACGCUGUGUGCUGUGCAGAUGCUUCUUGGUGUCAGUCUUCUACUCUUUGUUUCCAGGCUUUUAGGGGAUACAGCUGUCAUUGCCUACUGUGGGUUCAGAUUUUGUACUGAAGGUGCUGAAUUGAGCUGGGUUUGCUGAGGUUUAAAGCUUUGUUAAAGUUAGCUUAAAGCUGAUGUAUACUGCAUGGUGCUGCCCUGGUCGCUGUGCUGACCUAAUGAAUGCAUGGCUAAAAACUGACGAUACCUCUUCCUCUCUUUCCUGCUCUUCCUCCUCCUCCCCUUCCUCCCUCUGUACUCUGUACUCCAUCAGAGGGUAGUAGAUGGAAGGGUUGUCUAUUUCUUUACAUUUUAAUAAUAGCCCUGUUGAUAAACUUCUAUUUUGCACGAUAUUUCAUAAAACACAUUAUGUGCCUUGCCUUUAGUUAAAGAACAAUUAUACAGUAUAGAACAGUCAUCAUGUUUUCAUGGUACAGCUGGAAGCUUCAAACCAGAUAAAACUAAUCAAAAAAAAGCUGCAUGUGUGAUUGCUUGGCAUUAACCAGAGUAGGUACAUAGUUAAGUGAGUAAGCUGCCAGCUGGGAAACUGGCUUUAGUGUCAGUCCACUCACUGAAGGCAGAACACGAGAAACACUCUGACAGUUUGCUGAAUAUAACGCUUUCACUUAUUUACUUUUCCGCCGGCUUUUAUCCCCAUCUGAAACAUUCAAGCAGUCGCUGAGGCGCUUUGUGUGUCAUCCAGACUCAUGUAAGAGUGAGGUUAUUCGUAACCUCCUGCUGUGGAGAUGAUCUGACACUUCAACACUCAUUGGGAUCAUUUCAGUAAAAAUAAUAUAGAAAACAUGUUCAGACGUGGAAAUAGAUGUAGUGCUCAAACUAUGAACUGUACACAUGAAUACCGUGUGUUGUUGUUUUAUUCUGCACAGAAAAGAGAAGCACUUCCCUCAUCGUUGGCUUGUUUCUUGAUGUUUGGAUGUUAAACGGCAUCAUUCAGUAUAAUCAGGUGUUUGCACUCAGAGAUCUUUAGUGGCUCUUCUUCAUGAGCUGAAGGGUUUGCUUUGAGGUGUGUGGAUAACAGUGUUAAUAACCCUGAUGUUUGUCUCCGGACUUCCAUGUAUUGUAAAUGAUACUGUAACUUAGCGUUUGGUUAAAGUUUGGUUACUUUGGAUCCAAAAGUCCUAAAUGUUCAGAAUAAAAUCCCAAAACAUCCUCAGAGUGUCCGCUCGGCUCGGUCUACGUCCUGCUUUCAGACCAAGUGUUAAACACAUGCAAAGUCAUUUCAGAGUAUUUACAGAGGCGCUGCUUCUCAACAGGCAAGGCAGCUGCCCGGUGCCCCAGGCCCCCCAAUAGGGGCCCCAGGCCAACAGGGGCCCCCCUGUGGGCUGACAAACUUAACAGCAAAGGUUUAAAAUGUGCAAAAUGUUGCAUUGAUAGUAGGAGACCUCCCUAAAGGGGGCCCCAUCUUACAGCACUCCCUCUCCUUGCUCUGCAAAGUGUUGCAUGCUUUGUUUCUGUGAAAACCAAAGUUUGUCAAUGAAAGGAAACUGAAGAGGAGUUAUCAGUCUGGGAGAGAAAGCAGAGGAGUAGGCAUGUGGACACUGGCAGACAUGAUGGUGAGAGGGGCCCCUGGGGUCCUAAUGGAGUCUAGAACAGCCACUGAGUAUUUACUGCAGGAAAGUUCAUUUCAGUCAAUUGAUCUUUAUUUCUAUAGAACCAAUUCACAACAAAUGUGAUCUGAUGACUCUUUGUUAGAUUACAGAGCCGACAUGAAUCCACCAUGAGCACAGCACUUUAGCACAUUUGUUUUAUUGGUAAUAUUUGAUCGAGCAUUAGCCAUGUCAUAGAAUCAUGUAUGUGUGUGAGGUUCAGCAGCUCUUUGAUUGGCUGUUAAAACACCGUCCAUUUGCUCGUAUGAUGACCAUGACCACAUGACCAAUCAUAUGACAUCACAAGAGGCCAUAUUUAGAGUUCAUUUGAUAUGCAUGCUUUAAUCUUAUUGUUUUGUAUUAUGUUCUUGAGUAAUUCUCUGGUUGCUUUUAGUACACUUUAAAGAAACAUGUACAAGAUGGACUUCUAAAGUCAGAAUGUGUUUGUGUGUUUGUCUUAAGAAGAUGGACAAGCGUCAGAGAAAUGUAGCCCAUUAAAUGGGAAUAAUACCAGUGUGCUUGUUUAAAGUUCAGCGAUGUGAGGGAAAUAGUAGUGGGAGAGAGGAACACAAUCCUGAAGGUGAAGAUAAGUAACCUACCAGGGCUGGAAAUGAACACCCGUCACUGCAGUAAAUCACCUGCAUUCAGCGGGUGAUGGGUGAAUUUGUUCAAUUUACCAGUCAAAGUAACGUAACAGAGAGAUUUAAAAUGCAUGCUUUUAAAACAACAAAUUGAUAAUGGUAUGAAACGACCAAAACAGACAGAGAGAGAGAGAGGGUCCUCUGGCAGUACCAAGGUGCUCCACUAGUUCAAAACAAAGCAACACAUCAAUCUCUUAUUUUGGUACCAUUCCCAACUUUAGACGUACUGAACUGAAGCGGACUGCUUGGUGUAAACGGGGCUGGUGUGUGUUGAUGGAGUGGAUCCAGAGUACUGCUCUGACCUUGUGACCAGCAUCACUGUGCACAUCGUCCUUUCUAUUGCUUCAUAUUGACGAGCAGAAGAGAAAACAUCUUUUAAAUUCUUAAUCUUGACCUGUACUAAUGACACUUGCACUAUUUAAAUGAAGAUGGUUUAAUGGAUGUGUUUUCCCAGUUUGGGUGGAUGGCUCUGAGCUCUACAGAAAGGUCUGAGUCUCUGAUAAAUAUAAAAUGCAGUGGGAAUUCUCUUCAUCUGUAUUACCCCCUACUCUUUCUUCAUCACUAAGAAAACCAAGUAGCUCUCUGACACGUCAAUCAUCCAGCCGAUUGGAGGAAUGUGCUCUGAAUGAUUGACAGCUGCCCUGCCUCUGCUAAAGCUUGUGUAGUGUUCAACAAAGUGAAGCAGAUUGAGCGCUGGCUGCCCAGGUCUCCAUUUCAAACAUCACACAGUUUCCCAUGGCGUCCCAGUUACCAUUCAAAGCACAGAAGUCUUCUAACACGUCGUCUGGAAGUACCACCUUUAAGAGAAGUCAGAAUGAGAUCAAGUUGCUCAUUUUAAGAUUUACUAUCACACUGAUCUACAGUAUUCAAGUGUUCAAAUAAACCAGCAGGUCAACAACGCGGAGACUUAAAGAAACAACCAAAAAUGACUUCAACAAGCAUCGCCUAUGAGUUCACUGCUCCUUUCUUUAGAGUUCUUUUGCACGCAGGGCUUUACAAACACAACGUGGUGGUGCUUGUGACGCCCCUCAGCCCGGGACCGGUGCUCAGUAUUGUUCACAUCAUCAGCACAUGGUCGAGAUGAGCUGGGAAGGUGAACAUGACAAGCCAUAAAAAAAAAACUAAAAAAAAACCCAAAGAGUAAAAGAAAAUCUAGAGGAACACGGUGAACCUUUGUGUUUGUUGAGGGGAGAAAGUGAGGUGGGAUUAUAUUCAGGGAUUACAGCUGUGUUUUUCCUACUUUAGAGGUUGAAGGGAGAAAGACAGGACGACAUGUUUUUCAUUCUAUCCAGAGAAUGAUACCUCUUUACUACAUGUCCACCAUAUUGUGAAAUGUUACCACAAAGCAGUAACAGCAGUCCUGAUCACAUCCUUACAGAUCUACAUCAGCUGUUCCUUUCAGCCCACUGACCUCAUAGGUUUCUGUCAGAGCAGACGUUAGGAUCUGACCAGGUGGGAUGGAUCAAAUCCUUUUAUUUUGUAUAUUUUAUGGUUCAAUGUUUCUACCACACAUUUAUUUGGAGAGUGCACUUUAACAUAACAACACUGAUUCAGAGUUCAUUUGAAGCUUCCUAACAUGAUCAAAGGUUGAAAUAAGUUUCAAACCUUUCUCACUUUUGUGGAAAUAUGCAGCGAAAGACUUGUCCACGUCUGUAAAUGUUCAUGUUUGGAUUUAAAAUGUGCUCUCUUUUCAGAUGAUGUUAUUUAUUGGGUUGGUUUUGGUGUAAAGUUUCCAUCUAGAUUUUCCUUUUCUCUGUGGUACGACUGGAGAGCUGCAGUCGGUCAGGUCAUAACUUGAGCUGAACACUAAGGGGCAUUCAGGCGAGUUUACCCCAGAAGGUUUUUUAAGAGGGCUCUUUUCUAAAAAACUUUUCAUGUUCUUCAACUCUCUUCUGUUGCCUGACAACGUUGUGACUCCAAUAGGGGUUUUUUGUGCGCCGUAACUUGGAUUCUGUUUUCUUUUAUGGCCCUGUAACUCACCGCAGUUUGAAAUCCUUUCUUAGCAACCUACGUCUGAUUUUGUAGUUUUUUCCUGUGACGGUGACGCCAUAUUGAUUCCAGUCUGUCUCUGUGGGUACUUAUUAGUGCUGAGGACAGUUUGAACGAGAGAGACAACAUUUGAAUGCAGAUUUUUUGCCAUAACCUUUCAGAUAUUAUUGUUAAGGAUUGCUUUGCUUACUUCUGAAUAUAUAUCCCUUACAUCAGAGAGAGCUUAGGCAUGAGCAGCUGUCGACAGUUAUUGCAUGACUACGAUCCACACAGACCUCAGCCCUUUUCACUCUCAGUGUUCAUCAGCACAUUACAUCGAUCUUUUAGGAAUGGGAUUACAACCCUGAAUCAAUUCAUUCAUUUCUAACUGAAACAUCAUACCUUUGUCAUUUUCUACAGAAAGCCUUUUAGAAACAUCUGUUUAAAGGUAUAGGACACAACAUACUGCACAACCUGUUAUCCAAAUAUCAGGGAGCUAGAAUCAAGUUGUGCUUCAUGUAUAUGAUGCUCCAGAUGAUCUUUGGCCUGAGGUGUUCACUGUGCAAAGGGCUGGAGCUCUGGACUGGAUGUAGUUUGUAGCAGCUUAGCAAAGAGCUUGAUGUACUUUUUUCUUUUGGAUGUUUUUCAGCUGAAACAGAUCUCAAUAAUCAUCCUUUCUUUGCAUGAUGUUAACUAUUUCUCAAGUGUUGCACUUAGACAGGGAAAGAUAUCAUGUCAACAUGUUGCAUAGUUUGAUCUAUACGCUGACGUCAUGGGUUGAGCUGUUGGAUUCUGAAGUGGGCUUCCUGUUCCUGUUUGAAUGUCUCAUUGUUUGAGAUGUCUGAAUGAGUGUUUCUGCCCUAAUGUUGUUCAUCUGCUGUGGGGGAUAUUAAUAUGUCAUUUUAACCAUAUUUAGCCAUUACUAUCAGCAGCUGCUGGUACAUUCAUUACUGGAAAUGAGUAUGUUUCCCUAUGCAAAAAUAUACCAUUAAUAAACAAGCUAUACCACAACUCCA